AUGUCUAAUCGAAUUGUAGCAGGUGUCAAGAUUACUCGUAUUGGUAGUGGUGGUGUUACUUCAUCAUCAUCAUCCAAGGACAGCAAGUCAAUUGAGCAGACAUGGUCUGCCUCAUCAUCAACUGCUUCACCUUCGAUUGGCAUCGGCAGAGGAAUGCUAGACAUUGAUGAUAGUAGAGUAAGUGAGAGACAAGUUGAGAUCAAGCUGUUGAAUAGUAACAAGGUCACUGUGUUCCAAUGUGGAGUCAAUCCAUCGUUUAUACAAUCAUCCAAGCGAUUCAAUGAGGUGAAGAGUGCUACAACAGAGAAAGAGACUGCGACAACAACAACCUCAGUGUCAAGCCCAAAGCUCACUAUGAAGGAUCUUUUGGGUGACCAACUCGAUCGGUUGAAUGGACAUGAGCUUCAAGAUCCCAAUGGUGAGGUUGUCUCCUUCCUCAUUCCCAAUCAAGACCCAAUACACAUCCUUAUCCAAUUGAUCGAGGACAGCAAUGACGACCAAGUCGUGUCAUCAUCAAGCUCCUCCGUCGUCGCCAAGCCUUCCUCGUCAUCACCAUCAUCAUCACAAUCAUCUGGCACACUAAAAGCAUCGACUGAUACAACAUCGACUACAUCAACUACAUCGAUUACAUCAACAUCAAAGACAUCACCAACCAAGCGAGAAUCUGAUCAACCACCCAUCCAACAAUCAAAGAAGUACAAGGUACUCGAUAUUCAAGCGAGUAGUGGAUCCGACAAGACAUUGACCACAGCAACGACGAAGACGGCAACAACUUCAACACCUGCUCGUGUUGGUACAUCUUGGAGCGAUGCAUUGUCUGCGUACUGUUUGGCACCAGCUGAUCAUUCAUGUGUCAAAUACUAUGACGACAAGAUAGUGAUCAUUCAAGACGCAUAUCCAAAGGCCAAGCAUCACUAUCUCGUGAUGCCCAGACGUUUGAUACCAUCGUUCAAGGAUCUCACCAAGGAGGACUUGGGAUUGCUGCAACAGUUGUACGAUCAUGGCAUUCACUUUAUUCAAAACACACUCAAGUGCAAGCUGGACAUAUUCCAGAUCGGCUUCCAUGCCGUACCCUCGAUGCGACAACUUCACCUGCACCUCAUCUCCAACGACCUCAACUCUCCAGCACUCAAGCGCAAAGAACACUGGAUAUCAUUCACUACUGACUUCUUUAUACCUUUCCAAUCAUUCUAUGACAAUCUGAAACAGAAUGGUUCAAUAGUCUUGGACAGGGAGAAAUACAAGAAGCUGAAGGAGGUAGCUACAUUUGUAUGUCCCAAGUGCAAGGCAUCAUUCGAGUCUCUUGCCAAAGUGAAGGAUCAUUAUCAAAAGCAUUGA
Molecule: messenger RNA, 1338 nt
Organism: Acytostelium subglobosum LB1
Lineage: Eukaryota; Evosea; Eumycetozoa; Acytosteliales; Acytosteliaceae
Exons: 3
Coding region: 1-1338 (445 amino acids)
Biological process (GO): single strand break repair; double-strand break repair
Cellular component (GO): nucleus
Molecular function (GO): DNA 5'-adenosine monophosphate hydrolase activity; single-stranded DNA binding; protein binding
Source: RefSeq, a predicted model, not a curated record